AAAAAUAUUAUCAAUUGUAGAUCCAAGAGCUCGAACAUUUAAAUGAUAAAGUGAUGUUCAGAAAAACGAUUUUGAAGAUGUGAUUUGUAAAUUUACAACCAGUUGUGAAAAUCAAUUAUUGUAGAUUAAAGCGAGUCAUUGUGAAUAAUCAUAUACAUAUUUAAAAUUUAUUUAGUGUGAACUAUCGCAUUAGUGGUUCCGAAUUAUGUAAUAGAAAAAUGAAAUCGAUUCCUUUUAGACUUUCAAUUUCAAUGAUCCAUAAUUAAUCUAAAGUUGAUUAUGUGUAAAUUUUCGAAAUAAAUAAACAUUGUAAGUUAUGACACGUGGGUCUCAGUGAAUUAAAAUCGAUAAAGACGUAAGCGUGCGCCAGUCUAUAAGCGAGACGAUUCUACGUCAAGGUCAUUAUAUACAAACACGUGCAAUGUCGGAUUCUAUUUACACUUUUGACUUUCUUUUAGAACCGAGUUUAGAGAUAAAACAAGAGUCAAACUUCGAGUUGGGCGCGAUGUCAGCAUCGGUGCCAAUACCACAGAGGCGCACAGAACUUGCGGAUUUUAAUACUGACUUAGAUUUGUGUCUCCAAGACAAUCAGAUUGGAUCAUUCCACAGUGUUCCUACAUUACCCUACAACAAAUUUAAUUUCGAAGCUGAUUCAUCAAGAAUGGAGCCCUUCAAAAUGGAGGAUGAUGAUAUAUUCCAAGUAGACAAAGCUGAUUUAGUGUUAGGUCCAACUUUGGCAGAGUUAAAUGCAAACCCAGAUACAUCUUUGGAUGAUCUUAAUUUCGAUGAUCUGCUCUUGCCAGAGGAGAGUCGGUACUGUUUACAGAUAGGUGGAGCCAUGAGUGGUUCAAAGAACUCUCCAAAUGUUCCAAACAACACAUUGACUUCCGAGAGCCCCUGUAGCCCUUAUGGCAGAGCUCAGUUGGCUUUCUCGCCAUCUAGUCAGCAUAGUUCAGCAUCUUCUAGCUUUGUUCCACCAAUGAAUCAGUUACCGGAACUGCUCCUAAGAAUGGAUGGUUAUAGUGGCGAAAUUGCUCUUGGACAAUCUGUCCCAGCUUCAUCUGUUCUGCCACCGUUCCCACCUAGUGUUAAAACCAAAGCACAAUUAUCCUCAUCGGCUCCCACACAUUUAACUAUGGACCAGAUAUGGCAACGUCGGGAGCCAAGAAAACAUCUACUAUCCACCAGUUCUCUUGCUGAAGCGGGAUCUGUAUCUUCCUUGUCCGGGGGACUUCUUAGUCCAGGAACUGGAGAUUUUUCUCAAGACGAAGAUGACAGAGAUAUAGAAUCUGACGAAGACAGCGAUAGAUAUGAGGAUCUAUCAUCUGACGAAUCAAAUGAUGAAUGCCCCGAGCGUAAGGAAGCUCGUCAGGCCAAAAAAGAAAAAUACUUCUGGCAGUACAAUGUACAGGCUAAAGGUCCAAAAGGUCAAAGAUUAAUACUAAAGAAAAAAUCAGAAGAUCCACAUGUACUAAAUCUAGUUACAGACCCUGUAUUUAGCCCCAACUGCAAUGUGAAAGGCAUAAAACACAGUGGGAAGGCAAGAAAAGGUGACGGUAAUGAUUUAACACCGAAUCCCAGAAAACUUUAUCUCAUCGGUUUGGAACUAGAUAAAUUAGGAAAAAUUAUCAAUGAUAUGAUACCGGUCAGCGAAUUACCAUUUAAUGUACGACCGAAAAAGAAAGAGAAAAAUAAACUGGCAUCGAGAGCUUGCAGGUUAAAGAAAAAAGCUCAGCACGAGGCAAAUAAAUUAAAACUAUAUGGAUUACAGCACGAACAUAGACGACUCCUUAAUGGAAUAAAUCAAGUGAAACAAAUACUUUGCAAUAGGGUAACAAAUCCAGAUAACAAUGUAGACUGGUCUUCACAUGUACAGACUUUAGUUAAUACAGCCACCGAGGUAAAAAUAGCUGGCAAAACAUCAGAGUUUGUUAACAAAAUAGUGAACAAUGUGAAGUCUGGACAAAAUAAUGGCGGUUUGAACGAAAUAUGAAGGUAAAAACCAGAUUUACGAAUAUUAUAACGAAAGGCUGUUUCAAGUACCUCCAAAGUUGUUUAGAAAAGAGAAAACUAUUAUCACUCAUAUAAACUUUAAUUGUCCAAGACAAUUUUAUUUUUUAUAGGAUUCAAAAAUAAAUAUAGCUUGUAUGAAUAUUACAAGGCAACUAAAAAAAUAAUGAAGUAAUUCUCAAUUAUAACAAUUUAGAAUGUCUUGUCCUGUGUAUGUAUCAUUAAUUACAUGUUUAUUGAUAGAAAUAAUAUAGAUUAAGUUAAAAUGUUAGCCAAACACUAGUUCUUACUUAAUUAAGGACUUUAGAUUCUCAUUAAAUCAUCUUAACUGUUACAUGGAUAAAAUCCUAAGAUUAUUGUUUUAUGAAUAUUAUAUAGGUUGUUGAUAAUUUUAAUUACAUCUAUUUAUGAAACUGCUUUUUUUGUAUAUAUUUUAUGAAUAUAUUAAAAAUGUUAGUUGUAAUACAUAUAUUUUAAAAAAGAAAUGUAUUGUAUGUCGUCUUCAUUUGUGAAUAUUGUUUAAAUUUAGAACAUAUCAUUUGUCUACUCAUUUAAUUGAAUAUCAAAAUUUUAUGUACAAAUUGAAAGUUUUUUUUUUAAUACAUUUCAGUAUAGUUGGCCUUUACCGGAUACAUCAAUGCAUUAAACUAUCUAUAAAAUUAUAAAUAAAGUAAUAGCUUCUAUUUUGCUUCAGUAUUUUCAGAUAAAUAAUUCUAUCCAUUGAUUCAUAAAAUUUGUAUCUUUAAUUACAGUGACCAAUAAUUUUAUCAUUUAUUAAUUACUAUCAUAUCACUGAGUAUUAUAAAGAGGGAAUUAUUACCUCUUGUCUAUUUUUAUAUGUUCAUUCAAUUAUCAUUAGAACAUAGUGAUAUCUAUUAAUAUACAAUAUAAGCGUAUAUAAUACUUAUAUAUAAGCUAACAUAUUAAGUACAUAUUUACCUAUAGCUAUUCUUUUUACAUGUGUAUGAUAUGAAAGCAUAUAUUUUUUUUAUACUCUUCUUACAUUUUGUAUUGAGGUCACAGAAUUUUAAAUGUCACAGUUGUGAAUGAAACUCACUAUUUUUAUAUUAUAUUAUAGGGAUUUUAAAAUGUCUAUGUAUUUAAAAUUAAUCCAAUAUUUUUAAAGAAACUUGUAGCAAUUAUAAGUGUAUAGUGUAUUACAGCAUAGAAAGUCAUCUAAAAAUAUACAUUUCUUCCAAAGUCACAGUUACAUGUAUUUUAUAUAUUCGAUGUUAGAUAUACUAUUUUUAUAAACUAUCAAAAUCAUAGUACAAAAAAAUAUAUACAUAUAUCAUCGUUAAAUUAGUUACAUCAAAGAACAGUUAUCUUAAAGUACAACACAUUAUAUAUAAAAAUAAACAUAUAUUGGAAAAGGUUUGGUAAAAAUAAUAUUAGAAAUAAGUAUAUUAUAUACCAAUAUACAUGUAUAUGAAAUAAAAUGUAACAUCUUAAAUGUCUUUAUAUUGUUAGUUCGGUGUCUUUUUUUUUUAUAACUUGCCACAUAUUCUGCUGCCGAGUUAUUGUUUAUAAGUUGAAAAAAUAAAAAACUUUUUAAAGCAGUUAUCAGUUAUUUAUAUUAUUUUUUUGUACAUAACACACUUAUUAUAUAAAUGGAUAAUGUUAUUGUGUUAUGUACCAAUGCUAUAUAAAUGGAACUAAACUUGUCUGCGAUCCAUAGGCUGUGCUUAUCUAUAUACAAUCUUUAAGUUUAUUAUGUUAUAUCUUUAUUAAUGAAUUAUUGUAUAUAAAACUUAUUUUGUGUUACAUGUGACAAUUUUAUUGAAAUAAUCAGAUUGUUUUAAAAUUAAAACCAAUAAAGUGUAAUACAAAAACA
Molecule: messenger RNA, 3844 nt
Organism: Danaus plexippus (monarch butterfly)
Lineage: Eukaryota; Metazoa; Arthropoda; Insecta; Lepidoptera; Nymphalidae
Gene: REPTOR
Product: protein CREBRF homolog
Biological process (GO): regulation of transcription by RNA polymerase II; response to unfolded protein
Cellular component (GO): nucleus
Molecular function (GO): DNA-binding transcription factor activity, RNA polymerase II-specific; RNA polymerase II transcription regulatory region sequence-specific DNA binding
Source: RefSeq, a predicted model, not a curated record